AUGGCACGAGACAGAUUACAGGCUAUGCGCGUACGUUCCGACCGCUUCAUGUUUGCAGCGAGUAUGAGGAUGAUCCGGAUGAUACAGCAAGGUCAAGGCGGAGGAUAUGGCCAGCCUGCUGCUCCUCCUUCUCAGGCGACCUACAACGCCCCGCAGCAGUCAUACCCCUCUCAGCAACCAUACUAUCAGCAGCAGCAACAACAGCCACAACAGCCUCAACAAGCCUAUGGAGGUGCAGCUGGAGGCUAUGACCGACGUCAACAGGAUCAGUACGAUCAGCCGCCGCCUGUACAACCAACAGGGCGACAGAACGGUGCCUCGCACGAAGCCUACGAGAUGGGUCACGUCAAUGGCUCUCAACCAACCAUGCAGGGAUUCUUUGAUGAGGUUUUCACACUGAGAGAAGCGCUAGAGAAGCAACUAUCAGCCAAUAUCAGCGAGAUCGAUACGCUGCACUCACGUAUACUCAACGCGACAGAUGAUAAUGCUUCGGCACAAGCUCACGCUCAGCUGCAAGACGUCUCUCGUCAGACCACUUCCCUCACUAAUAACAUCAAAGUUCGCAUUCAGCGCCUGAAUGACGAGACAAAUAGGAUGCCGCCAGGCGGGGAUCAGAAUACUCGUCGUACCCAGAUCGUAAAGCCAGAUGCGACCCAGGAGGAAGUCAAUGCUGCUCUCUCGGACCCUUCCGCCCAAUCGCAAAUCUUCUCGCAAGCCUUGGUCAAUUCGAAUCGAUAUGGUGACGCCCGAGCAGCCUACAAAGAGACGCAAACGCGCAAUGAAGAUAUCAAGCAGAUUGAGCGGACAAUCGGCGAACUCGCUCAGCUCUUCAACGAGAUGGCGAUGAUGAUUGAGCAACAGGACGAGCAAGUCAAGGCUGUCGAAGUUCAGGCUGCAGGCGUCGAGACGGACAUGCAAAAUGCAGGUCAGCAAAUCCACAAAGGCAAGCUAUCUGCCAUAGCGGCGCGGAAGAAGCGAUGGAUCUGCUUCAUCAUCCUCCUCAUCAUCUUGAUCAUCGUGGCUAUUGUUCUGGCGGUACAUUUCACCCGUUAG
This is a messenger RNA of Mixia osmundae IAM 14324, 1053 nucleotides long. RefSeq lists its product as uncharacterized. The record is from RefSeq and is a predicted model, not a curated record. Bases 1 to 1053 code for a protein of 350 amino acids. Lineage: Eukaryota; Fungi; Basidiomycota; Mixiomycetes; Mixiales; Mixiaceae. Gene Ontology annotation, cellular component: endomembrane system; SNARE complex; plasma membrane. The transcript is spliced from 8 exons. Gene Ontology annotation, biological process: vesicle fusion; exocytosis; intracellular protein transport. Gene Ontology annotation, molecular function: SNARE binding; SNAP receptor activity.